This is a messenger RNA of Pestalotiopsis fici W106-1, 3153 nucleotides long. RefSeq lists its product as uncharacterized. The record is from RefSeq and is a predicted model, not a curated record. NCBI's taxonomy places the organism in Eukaryota, Fungi, Ascomycota, Sordariomycetes, Amphisphaeriales, Sporocadaceae. The coding region runs from base 1 to 3153 and encodes 1050 amino acids. The transcript is spliced from 11 exons.
AUGGCUACCUCAUCCGAGACAAGCAGCGGCUUGGAUGCCAAGAAAGGUGCCAGUCAAGAGAACAGCAGCAGCUCACGUCUUUUCCGGCGCAAAAGCCCUCAAAAGCGUACACCAUCGUCGGCGUCGCUGGAUAGACUAUUCGAGACUGGCCAUGAGAGCAAUGCCUCGAAUCCGCGGAUAAAUUCCAACUGGGAUGAUGCAGAAACCCUCGACACGUAUGGAGUGUUUGAACUGCGCGAUGGCUUCUUUGAUGCUGUGUUCUACCCGCCCGAGCAAGUUGACUUGGACGACCUCAUGUGGCAUGCGAAACUCACGCUACCAUAUGCAUUCCGCAAGCAGGACCCCUUGUCUAUUACAAACUUCUUGCCAAGGCAAUGCCAUGAAGUCAAGAGUGUAUUGCGCAAGGUCACGCAGACCCGGGCUGGUAUCAAGUUGCUCAAGUCGUUUCUCGGGUUCUUCAUUGCAUAUAUACUCUGUCUCGUGCCGUCCAUUAGGUCCUGGCUGGGCCAGCAUAGUUAUAUCAUGCCUAUUUCUGCCAUCCUCAACCAUCCGGGAAGAGCACUCGGCGCGCAGGUUGAGGGCACCAUUCUCACCAUCAUAGGAACCGCUGCUGGGCUAGGCUGGGGAGCAUUCGGUCUUUGGCUCUCUUCCGUUACUUCCAGUGCUCGCGUGGGAUUUGGUGGAAUCCUUGCUACAUUUUUGUGUAUCUUCAUUUUCGUCAUUGCCUGUCUCCGUUCCUAUUACAUUCGGACGUACCAAAUGAUUAUAUGCGCAGGCAUCGCGGUCUGCUAUACUUGCCUGGCUGACGUGUCGGGAGACGGGGUGACGUGGUCCAAAUUGCUUCAUUAUGGGGUGCCGUGGGCACUAGGACAAGCGAUUGCUUUGUUGCCUUGUGUUCUCGUGGCUCCGGAUGCUGGCGCCCGCCCCUUGGCCGUCGCGCUACACAAUGCCUUCUCUGUAAUGGUGGAUGGGUCCUCCAAGUCUCGGGCAGAUCAACUUACACGCCGUAGACUUGCUCAACAAUUUGUCAACUUGUCACAAGCUUAUCGAGAUCUCGUCCUGGACUUUUCUAUUACCCUGUUCGACCCAAAGGAUGUUUUGCAGCUACGAAAUCUCAUGCAGGGAGUCAUUCGCGCCCUGCUAAGCCUUAGGUCUAAUAUUCGAGUAUUCGAUGCAUGGAAUGAGGCGACAAAGAAACAAGGCCCUGAUCAGACACGGGCUGAGGCUGACGAAUUCAUUGUCAAAAUGGAGCAGGAAACAUCGCGAGAAACCUCGGCUCACGAGGAAGAGAUUUUGAAGUUUGUAGCAGAGAAUCUGGUCGAGCCAACGGAGCACCUCUUCGCUGGUAUGAGGGCCACACUGAAAAGCUGCGAUGCAGUCCUGAUGGAUAUGUGUGGACAUCGACAGUAUCUUGGGCCACCAUCAGAUGUAUCGGAUGACGUUGCCGGCGCCCUUGUGAAGUUACGACGGAGACUCAUCACAUUUGUCACGAUACAAGACAGCGUCCUGGCAAGCGAAAAGUUCCCGCAAACAUACGCCGAUUAUCCCGAAGUUAUCAAGUUCUUCGCCUUCUGCCGACCAGUGCACCAAGCCGCAACAGCUGUCGAAGCCUUGGCUGUCAAGGUCAACCAAAUGCAGCAGCAAAAGCCUGAGCGAGCCAAAUUUUAUCCAUCUGAUUAUCCGUUCUGGAAAUCGCUUCAUCGCACGAAUGCACAGGUUCGUCAUGAUAGAGGCGGUUUGACAGCAGGUUCCUAUUUUAGGAGUUUCAAUGAAAUCGAAGAGCUCAUUGGCCUCAUCGCAUCAAAGGAAUAUGAGCCAUUGUCAAGAAGGGAGGAUAUCGGCGCCAACAAGCUCGAGAAAAUGCGUUCAACCAUGACGGCCACAGACAUUGAGGAUGAGUCGCCGUCGAAGCCUGCGCGUGUGGGCAAGUCAAUAUGGAAAGUAAUGCAUCGAGCCCAAGGAUUCGAAACGCGCUUUGGAUUGAAGACAACGGCAGUGACUUCGCUUCUCGCAGUCCCGGCAUGGCUUUCGCAAAGCAACGGCUGGUGGGAUUACUACGAAGCAUGGUGGGCAGUGAUUAUGGCGUGGCUCAUCAUGGCACCACGUGUUGGUGGUAAUGUCCAAGAUCUCUUCACAAGAGCCCUUUGCGCAGUGCUCGGAUCAGUCUGGGGCGGCCUGGCAUACUUUGCUGGAAACGGAAAUCCUUAUGUUGCUGCUGUUUUUGCCGCAAUCUUUAUGCUUCCCAUGAUGUAUCGUUUCACUCAAAGUACACACCCUCGAUCCGGCUUGGUGGGGUGUAUUGCAUUCACAGUGGUGUCUCUCACCGAGUAUCACCAUCAUGGUGAUCAAUCCACUGCUGUUAUUGCGGCCUCUCGUGGCGGUGCGAUAGCUGUUGGCGUGAUUGCUUCCAUUGUAGUCAAUUGGGUCAUCUGGCCGUUCGUCGCCCGACACGAUCUCCGCAAAGCUGUUUCCAUGAUGAUAUUCUACUGUAGUAUCAUGUACCGAAAUAUCGUAUCAAAAUAUGUUUAUUACGAAGAAGGCCAUGAACCAACAAAGGCAGACAUUGAAGCGUCAGAGAUCUUGGAAGGUCGAUUGCGAGAAGGCUUCAUCAGAAUGAGGCAGCUUCUGGGUCUGACGAGACAUGAGAUCCGCCUGAGAUCGCCGUAUAAUCCUCUGCCAUACUCUGCGCUUAUUGAUGCAUGCGAACAAUUCUUUGAAUACGUUGUUGCUUUGCGUCAAUCAUCGCUAUUCUAUAAACCUCAGUUCGUCCGCGAUGACGCCGAGGCCGCAGCUCGACUCCUGAGUUAUCGUCGAGAUGCUAUUGCAUCUAUCCUGACAAAUCUCUACGUCCUUUCAGGGGCCUUGAGAGCUGAUCGCAAAGUUCCAAAGUAUCUUCCCAAUGCGGCGGCGGCUCGCAAAGAGCUUUUGGAACAGAGCAAAGAACUAGAAGCGGAACUUGCUUUCAAUAAAAGGAAUUCAAAGACUGAGAAGACCGAGGCAGAAAAAUGGGCGCAGAUACACAGCUAUACCUACAACGAGAGCUUGACAGGUUGUGUGGAGCAGUUGAAGGAGCUGGAGAAAUUCACCAAAGUCAUUGUGGGCGAACAAGGAUUUGACACGGGGUUGAACAGUGAUGGCUGGGUCAUACCUUGA